Heterobasidion irregulare TC 32-1 is the source of this 1014-nucleotide messenger RNA. Its product is annotated as glycoside hydrolase family 31 protein. The transcript is spliced from 3 exons. Gene Ontology annotation, biological process: carbohydrate metabolic process. The record is from RefSeq and is a predicted model, not a curated record. NCBI's taxonomy places the organism in Eukaryota, Fungi, Basidiomycota, Agaricomycetes, Russulales, Bondarzewiaceae. Gene Ontology annotation, molecular function: hydrolase activity, hydrolyzing O-glycosyl compounds. The coding region runs from base 58 to 897 and encodes 279 amino acids.
AUAUUGUGCAUACGCGGAGCAGUCGGCAACACGGACGAGGAGUUGUGCAAUCGCUGGAUGCAGCUAUCCGCGUUCACGAUGUUCUAUAGAAAACACAACCAGCGCGGCGCGCUGUCCCAGGAGCCUUACAGAUGGGAUAGUGUCGCCAACGCGAGCAAGACCGCGGUCUCAAUACGCUACGCGCUCCUGCCGUACUGGUACACACUGUUUGCCAACGCCUCGACGAACGGCACACCUCAUGUGCGCGCGCUCUUUUUUGAGUUCCCCGACGAGCCGGAGCUGUUUGCGGUGGACCGUCAGUUCAUGGUCGGGAGCGACAUUCUCGUCACGCCUGUGCUCGAGCCCAAUGUGACUACUGUCGACGGCAUCUUCCUUGGCCGCGGGCAGAUAACCUGGCGCGACUGGUACACCCACACUGCAGUAAACGCGACCGUGGGCGCGCCGACCACGCUUUCCGCGCCCCUCGGGCACAUCAAUGUGCACAUCCGUGCGGGCGCCGCCCUCCUCACACACGCGCAGCCGGCGUACACGACACGCGAGACGCGAGCGGGGCCGUACGCGUUGCUCGUUGCACUCGGUGUUGACGGCGCAGCAUACGGCACGGCAUAUCUCGACGACGGGACCUCGCUCCCGCUACCGGACUCCCCAAUCGCGAACCGGACGGUGCGGUUCAUCGUGCACGCGGGCGCGCUCACGAUUGAGAGCACAGGUACGUUCCGCGUGGAACAGCCGCUUGCGCGCGUCACGGUGCUCGGAGUGCCGAGCGCGCCUGGGAGCGUGUUCGUCGGCGGGCAGGAGGCGGCACGGGGUGGAUAUACGUACAACGCAGACGUGGAGCAGCUCCUGAUGGACGGGUUGGCAGUCAACUUAAACAACGGGCAUCUGUCUUGGUUGUGACGCAUCGCACGUUCUGGUUUUUGAGUUGGUUCUUUUCCUUGCUUGUCAUCUACAUUGACCUCUCCCUACGGGCGCUGGUCGUGAAAAUAGUCCACUUACUGGCGUUGGUUAUGACAU